Molecule: messenger RNA, 606 nt
Organism: Mesoplodon densirostris (Blainville's beaked whale)
Lineage: Eukaryota; Metazoa; Chordata; Mammalia; Artiodactyla; Ziphiidae
Gene: TMEM212
Product: transmembrane protein 212
Source: RefSeq, a predicted model, not a curated record
AUGCAAGGCUUAUACAAGACUGCUGGCUGGCUUCUCAUUACUCUGGAGGCUCUCAGUGUAUUCUCUGGAGUUAUUGCUUUCUUCCCAGUCUUUUCCUACAAGCUUUGGUUCACAGGAUGGAGUGUCUGGAUUGCUUGUCCCAUCUGGAAUGGAGCUUUGGCCAUCAUGACUGGUAUACUCCUACUGUUGGCUCACAAAGAGUGGACCCAGAGACGCCUGUGGGAAGCUAGUUUCACCUUUGUGAUUCUGAGCAUCCUGGGAUGUCCACUUCAUUUUACUGUAGCCUUGGCAUCUGCUCUCCUUGGCCCCCCGUAUUGCUUCUACUCGUUUUGGGGGAUUGCAGGGACCAAUUACCUUGGUUAUGCAGUUGCCUUUCCUUUUCCAUAUGCAAAAUUCCCAUCAGUGUGUGUAGACCCACCACACUAUGAAGAGUACCCUCAAGCCUUAGACCUGUGCCUGAGCUUUGCCAUGCUCUGUGUGUCCCUGACAGCGUUCAUCACACUUUCUGCAAGACUUAUCCGGAAUGGACAAAAUGUAAGUUACCAGAAAGGGGGAACCAUUUCCUGUUCCAUCCUAAAUGCUAAAAUGGAAAGUUUGGUAUAUUAA